ACUUCCUUGUUUGCGAUUCGCCUCGAGACUGCGCGAGAUAUGCGUCACUGCCACGCCCCGUUCGCGUGAUUCUGCCAGUUGUGUAUAUAGUAUUUCGUUACUUUCUGUUCCUUUUUAUUGUGACGGCUUUAUGCAAACUAAAUGUGAGAUCCGCUCUAAUAUUCUUCGACAAUGUUUAAAAUGUAUGUUGCUUCAACACAGACAUUUCCUUGCGAGGGGAACACCAUUGUAAAUAAUAUUUCAACAUGAAUAAGUACUGUCUUCUACUGUCUCAUUGUACAGGCACUAUGGCUCAUGCACCUAGAAGUAUUCUCAGAAUAGUGGGACGAGAGGAGAAAAUACUUUGUAAUCGUGCACACUGUUCAACAUACCAAAAGGAAAUGCAAAUUAAACCUAACAGAUCACAUCCCAAGGAGCUCAGACUAUCUUGUAGUACAAUGUAAAGUAUGAAAACAACAGAUGAGAUGUGAGAGAGUAUGAAUCAUUCCUCAAAAGUAUGUCAAUGAACAAAACACCCUUUAUUUAUGUUUAAACACUCUGUUCUGUCACUACACGUCCCUUUACAUAGUUUGACAGUGAGUUAGCAGCUUGAAUUAAUUCCACACUAUCACAUCAAAAUGAGUACCAAUAUGUACCUUUGUUUGUCACUGGGGCAGUACCAUCAAGGUUGGAUGGGGAGCGUCAAUGCACAGUCAUUUCCAGGUCUCUUCAACCAGGCUCCUGACUAGGGAAUAAGCUCAAGAAGAUGUAAGCUGAUGCCUCUAUAGGGUCCUGGAUCAAGGACUACCACUGAACAGGCAUUGGACUGGAUGGACAACACAGAUGUCCUGUACAAAAACAGCCAGAACAAGGCAGAAAUUGUACCAUAGCUGUAGGUAGAUGUACCUCUUAGUCUUAUUUAAGGUACAGAAAUGGACUCUGAGGAACAUCCCCAAGAGCACAGCCACCGACUCCACUGCUGGUGUUUAUUUUCUUGAAAGUUCAACUUCUUUUUGUAAGAAAGCAAAGGCACAGCGAUUGGUUGGCGGCGUUACGAAAUUCCGGCUGCCUUCGUGUGAAUGGUGCGGACAGCCAUCCAUCAAAGCAAAGUGGGCGUAUCCUUAGCGUUUAUGUCACAUGUGCCAGUUUGCUUAGGGCAUCGGCCGCCAGAAGUUGCAGUGGAUCGUGAUCCCAAAGUGGCAAGCAGUCUGACGAAGACGAUGUUGUAAAAAAUACCAUAAAGGUGACUGCAUGGACAUCACGCUGGAGCAAAGAUGCUCAGCCGGCUGACAUGGCUGUGCGAGUUUUAAGAUCGAGUGGAUAGCAGAUUUACCGUUUGUGCUUUGUAACGAGCUAGAACGAUAGCUGGUUGAGAUAUUUUGGCCGUACCCACCAGGAUUACGGACGCAUCUGUACUUCCAGCCAGCUUCUGACAUAAAGGCGAUCUUGCGGAUACUUCCAGAACUAUCAGAUGCAAGUUCUCUGCCGGCAAGAGAGGCGUCCUUGAUUUUUCUGGACCUUUGAAGUUUCGCCCGACACCGUGUGUCAUGGCGUGGGCUCUGAAAUUACCGCUUGCAGAUGAAGUCAUCGAAUCGGGUCUGGCCCAGGACUUUGAUGCAAGUCUUUCUGGAAUUGGGCAAGAACUUGGAGCCGGAGCAUAUAGCAUGAGUGAUGUGCUGGCCCUCCCCAUCUUCAAGCAAGAAGAAUCAAAUUUGCCCCCUGACAGUGAAAACAAGAUCCCACCCUUCCAGUAUGUUCUGUGUGCCGCCACCUCCCCUGCUGUCAAGCUGCAUGAGGAGACUCUCACCUACCUUAACCAAGGACAGUCCUAUGAAAUCCGAAUGCUGGAUAACCGGAAGGUGGGAGAACUCCCUGAAAUCACAGGAAAGAUGGUCAAAAGCAUCAUUCGUGUGGUCUUUCACGACCGACGCCUUCAGUACACGGAACACCAGCAGUUAGAAGGAUGGCGCUGGAACCGCCCGGGGGAUCGCAUUCUUGACCUAGAUGUUCCUAUGUCUGUUGGCAUGACCGAUGCAAGAAGCAACCCUACACAGCUGAACACUGUAGAGUUCCUUUGGGACCCUUCCAAGAGGACGUCCGUUUUCAUCCAGGUGCACUGCAUUAGUACAGAGUUUACCAUGCGUAAACACGGCGGAGAGAAGGGAGUCCCAUUCCGAAUCCAGAUCGACACAUUCAAGGAGAACGAGGGCGAGGAAUACACCGAACACCUUCAUUCUGCCAGCUGCCAAGUCAAAGUGUUCAAGCCCAAAGGUGCUGACAGAAAGCAGAAGACCGAUCGGGAGAAGAUGGAGAAGAGGGCCCCACAGGAGAAGGAGAAAUACCAGCCGGCUUAUGAGACCACAAUCCUCACUGAGUGUUCUCCAUGGCCAGAGAUUACAUAUGUCAACAACUCACAGCCCCCUGUCUUCAACAACACCCACAACAACUUUCCAGUGGCAGAGGGCAAUGACUCCCCCAGCCACCAGCCUGAGCCUGUCGUGCCACAGACAGAUAACCUUCUGCCCACUGCCACGCCUCAGGAGGCCCAGCAAUGGCUGCUCCGAAACCGCUUCUCACCCUUCUGUCGGCUCUUCACCAACUUUUCAGGAGCCGACAUGCUGAAACUGACGCGGGAAGAUGUCAUUCAGAUCUGUGGCCCUGCAGAUGGAAUCCGACUCUUCAAUGCGCUGAAGGGCCGGGUUGUGCGUCCCCGGCUCACCAUAUACGUGUGCCAGGAGUCGCAGCAGGCAGGGGAUCAGCAGCAGAAGCACGAGAACGGAGAUGGGAGCAGCAGCACAAAUGGAACCUUCUACGUGUACCACGCUGUUUACUUGGAAGAACUGUCGGCCAUCGAGCUGGCGGAGAAGAUAGCCCAGCUUUUCAACAUCUCGCCGAGACAGAUCAGUCAGAUUUACAAGCAGGGCCCAACGGGAAUCCAUGUUCUGGUCAGCGAUGAGAUGAUACUGAACUUCCCAGAUGAGUCGUGUUUUGUCCUGGACACGAUGAAAGCCGAGAAUAACGAAGGGUACCAUGUCAUCCUGAAGUGAAGGCCUUGUGAGAAGACGGGGAACAUGUCAAGAUAUGAGGCAAAGCCCAUGAGCUCCCAGUUCUGUCCUGGUUCUACAGUAGCAUCUGGUUGUUGUCACUGUUCGGCUGUCAUAUUAAUCUGGUGGGCUUACAGUUCUCAAAAGGAUGUCUUCAGAAAGGGCGGGGGGAUUAUGUACCUUCUAUGUUUUUAAAUAAUAUUUUUUAUCAUGUUUAUUGUUGUUUUGCAACCCUGUUGUUCUAACUUAAUGGAACAUGGUCCAACUUUAUGGUUGAUCUUAUUUUCUUUUUUUUAAUGCUUGCUUCUGGAUUUUUUUUUUACUGGUCUUCAUCAGUUUGUCACCCAGGUUUUUUUUCUCGUUCUCAUGUCCAGAGAACCAUAAGGAAAGUGGGUGAUCUUAUAUUUAAUUUUUGUAUUAUUAUUAAUUUUAUUACUAAAUGCCAGACCGUUGGGGUAUUCCCCAUUGCCGACUCUUAGAUUGAAUGGCGCUUCCUGCUUCCUCGUCUGCGUCCAGCUGCUAUACAUACCGGCCGUGUAUGGUCCCAAAACUGCUGGAGAGCUAUGCACUAAUACAUGCAAGAUCUCGCUACAAAUAAUCGUAGAAGUUCUCAGGUUGUAGCAUAUGGUAAGUUUGAUAGAGUACGCGUAGGUGAUUUGCUGUCUGUGGCGUGUGCAGAUCCGUGGCAGCAUCCAAGAUACCUGCUGUCUUAUUGUUUAUGCUGUGUAUUGUCUGAGAGCUUCUAGGGAGGAGUGAGGUGAUGAUCGGCUGGUGCUGAGAGUCGCCAGUGGCCUCCCGUGCUGCUGUUUGAAUGUCUCCUGCCCUCUUCCUUCACGUUUUGUUUGCCUGAUUCAUCUGUAUGUUUCUACACGUGGCUUCUCCCUCCCAUUCCAAGCCAUUUGCAUGACUUUUCCAUAAGUAGCGAAAACGGGCAGAAGUGCUGCUCGUGGAUCUCCUCACCGACACAUUAUUUUUUUCUGGGUUCUCUAGUAAGCGGCCUUUUGGUGCCAGAACUAGGGCGGCAUUUUCCCUCUUCUUUGUUACAAGGGUCAGACAGAAAAUAACAACUGCCGACUAUUGUAUAAAGAUUAAGUAUUUUUUUAUACUGAAGAUGAUUUGUAGGGUUGAGCAAGAAGUGUCUUUCUGGUUACUUUUCCUCCUCAUUUUAGUUCCAGAUUUGUUGGUCUAACACCACAAGAAAGGCAGCUUUGGAUCUGUAGCUCUGAGUAUUGACAUUUAUAGACAUGAGGCUGCUGCCAUACUGGAAACAGCGAGAUGUCUGCACCGAAACCUAGGCUACAAAUGAGAGCCGCAGAUGCAGUACAAACCCUGAUCCCAUCCACUGUAGCGAGUGCAUUUGUAAACCUAACAGCACCGGCCGUCUUUGUUGCUCCGCAACGGCAACCGCAAAGCACGCUACAUCUAUAAAAACCGUAUUUUAUGACUGUGGGUCUCUGUUAAGCAUCAUUGUGCUGUUACGUUUUGAGCUUACAAACAAAUAUUAAACAUAUUUUUACUUGUGUUAUGAUUAUUGCAUUAGCGAUUUGUCUACAGAUCAUGUUUCCGAAGAAUAUAUUUUAUACCUUUUUUAAAUGGCCCGUGUUAGAUUUAAAAUAAAACAUUGCAGUAGCAAAAGACA
Paramormyrops kingsleyae is the source of this 4662-nucleotide messenger RNA. The record is from RefSeq and is a predicted model, not a curated record. NCBI's taxonomy places the organism in Eukaryota, Metazoa, Chordata, Actinopteri, Osteoglossiformes, Mormyridae.